Messenger RNA from Diaporthe amygdali, 3606 nucleotides. RefSeq lists its product as uncharacterized. Gene Ontology annotation, molecular function: RNA binding. The record is from RefSeq and is a predicted model, not a curated record. The transcript is spliced from 2 exons. Bases 1 to 3606 code for a protein of 1201 amino acids. Lineage: Eukaryota; Fungi; Ascomycota; Sordariomycetes; Diaporthales; Diaporthaceae.
AUGUCCACUUCUAGACCAGAACACUUGACAAUUGGCAAGUUUGCGCCACCGCCUGGCCUUGGCCAGUCCCUGUCGAACCCCGCCAGCGCCAGCACCUCCCCGAACGAGCCAUCGUCUGGGGGAAGUGCCCCAAUUCGCUCGCCUUUUGGCCUCCCAACAACCUCCGGCCUGACCCCAGGAGCAAAGAUGACUUCGGCCACGCGAUCAGGGGCCGGCUCUCCUUCGCACGACCCGCUAGCUCCUCCCGGUAGCGGUCGUUUCUUAUCCAGCAAGAGAGCUCGAGAAAUCCAAGCUCAGGAGGGCGUGACCAGUCUGCCCCUGAAUCCCUGGGGCGGCCCGCCAACCAGCGGAAACUCUACGCCUCUGCGCGAAAACAUCCCAGAGUCGCCGACGGACGGUUUCCCCGACUUCACCCAAAUCUCCUCUCAAGAUUCUCCCAUCUCGACGCGCCGUGCACGGGCAGGCACCUUGCCCUCUCGACUAUCAACUACGGGACCCGCCAAUGGCUUGCUCAGCAUACCGGCCUUGGCAUUCAAAACAUCGCGGCCCUCGCCAUCACACAGUCCUUUCAAGUCGCCGUCGCCGGGUCUCGAGCCAACUGAGCCAUCGAACAACCCAUCAGCCUUGCUAUCGCGCCUCCGAGCUGGUUCCAUGCCUCAGCGCAGUCCAUUUGCGCCACACCCCUCUGGCGCAAGCUCACCCUUUGGUCCGAAUAUCUUUAGCAGCAGCUGGAACGCUGUUGGUCGCGAGAGGGGUUCGACGUUGGCAAGCAUAGCUAGCGUCUCAACGAACGGGCCGAGCUCGCCCACCCAGUCCCAGAUUUCGAGAGAAGGGGGCGCUGAAAAUGACGUUCCCGCGAGGACUCUGGAUUAUCUGGGCCUGAUGGGCACUCCUCAACCCCAACCAUCACAGAUGGACCCUCCUUACCUUCAAACGAUGAUGCCAGACUUUGCUCGACAGGCGAGUGCGAGCCGCUUCCGGUCAUACUCGGUCAACAACAAGGAUACGUACGAGGAUGAAUAUGACAACGACGAAGAUGGCUAUGAGCAAGAGACCCUAGAGAGUCAGUACGAGCUGAUCCAGCAACGACUUGCCGCGACCCAGGCCGCCAUCCGUGACCACAAUUUGGCUGUUCAGGCGUUUGCCAGCCAGGCGGCAAUCAACCGACCUCGGGCGAGAACAGCUGGGGUCCUAGACACGCCGAACCCAUCUCGACUUCUUCGGAGCUAUUACCCGACACCCUCCCGGCUAGACAGCUCCAUCACGGCUGCAGAGCUCGGGUUAGCAGAUGAAAAGGCGCAGUCCGCCGACGACCUCGCACCAGCUAUCGCCGGAAUCAAUCUGGGUCGAUCGAGCAGCCGAAACAAUGGUCUGUUGUCUGCCGACGAGCCGGAACUCGGUCCCACCAGCGCUCUCUGGCUUGGCAGUAUCCCGACCUCUACCACGACUACGACUUUGACGGAGAUGUUCAAGCAGUUCGGUCCGAUCCUCUUCACGAGAGUCCUGACACAUAAGAAUUGCGGGUUCGUGAACUUCGAGAGAAUCGACAGCGCGAUGGCUGCCAAGAAUGCCUUGAAUGGCAAAGAGAUCUUCCCUGGAGCUGGUCCCGUUAGGAUCAACUUCGCGAAACCCCCCUCUGCGUCAAACACGCCUGGACACGAUGGAGCUCAGCCUUCCCCAAGCCCGAUCCCAUUCACACAAGGGCAGAAUGGUGCCCAAACCCCAGCCGCUGUUGGAAUUGAAGCUGCUGGACCGGGAACACCAUCUGUGCCGCCUCUGUCGGAGAUGACCGCGGAUAUCUUGAACAUCGUGAAAGACUUCGGUGCCAAUGAGGAUGAUGUCGCUCGUAUCAGCGUCAAUCUGCAGGAAUCCAUCACAUACAACAAACUGGUUGAGGAGAUCCCUCCCAUCGGAGAGCCAACGCACACUAGGAUGUACGAUGCGCCUAAGCUUCGCGACAUUCGCAAGAGAAUUGACAAUGCGGCUCUGUCCCAAGCAGAGAUCGAGAACAUUGCCCACGAUAUGUUGCCAGAGAUUGCGGAGCUGUCUUCGGACUAUCUUGGCAACACAGUCGUGCAGAAACUGUUUGAACAGUGCUCUGACCCUACUCGUGACGCCAUGUUGGAGUUCAUUGCGCCGCAUCUAGCAGAGAUCGGUGUGCACAAGAACGGCACCUGGGCGGCCCAGAAGAUCAUCAGUGUUUGCAAGACUGAACAUCAAAUGGGCGUUAUUAGGGACCACUUGCGUCCCUACACAGUCUGCCUGUUCUUGGACCAGUACGGAAAUUACGUUCUGCAGGGUUGCCUGAGAUUUGGUGCCCCGUACACUGAUUUCAUCUUUGAGACCAUGAUGAAUCGCAUGUGGCAGAUUUCUCAGGGGCGGUUUGGAUCUCGCGGCAUGCGGGCUUGCUUGGAGAGCCAUCAUGCCACCAAAGACCAGCAAAGGCUGUUGGCUGCAGCAAUUGCACUUCACAGUGUGCAGUUGGCUACCAACCACAACGCAGCUCUACUUCUCACCUGGUUCCUGGAUACAUGCACCUUCCCUCACCGUAGGACGGUGUUGGCGCCUCAGCUCGUCCCCUACUUGGUCACCCUAUGCACUCAAAAGGUUGCGUACUUGACCGUUCUCAAGGUCAUCAACCAAAAGACGGAACCGGAAGCCCGGGACAAGAUCGUACAGGCCAUGUUCUUCAGCGCUAACGACCAGACACUGGAGUCAAUCCUCAGCGACUCCCAGUGUGGCGCGACUUUGAUCUUCAAGGUCAUAACAACUCCAUUCUUCGACGAGACCGUGCGGAGCAAGGUUGUCGAGAACGUCAAAUCUGUGCUGUCCCGUAUCAAGGCUCAACCGGAUAAGGGCUACAAGCGCCUGAUGGACGAAGUUGGUUUGUCAACUCGCAAUGGCAACGGGGCUUCCCGAGGUGACGGAGGAAACCACCAGGAACGACACCGUGGAACCCCUAGAGCCAACAGCUCGAACAACCAGCAGCAUCGCGAACAGCAGCAGCAGCAGCAGCAAGCUCAGCAACAGCAACAGCAGCAGGCGCAGCAGCAGCAGCAAGCGCAACAAGCGGCUGCCGCUCAGUACAAUGCUGCCGCUAACAAUGGCCAGUUCUACAACCCGCUCAAUGCUGCCGCAGCUGGUGCCAACGCAGGCUACGAUGGAGGUUUUGCCAUCCCGCGAAGCGAUAACGUUGAUCCUUCCGUCCAACAAUACAACUCUUUUGCAUCGCAGGGCCCAAUGACGCCUGCUAUGAACUUUCAGCAAAUGCAAUACCAGCAGAGCAUGAUGCGUGGGACUCCACCAAUGGGUGGUUACUACCCAAUGCAGACCGGCAUUCCUUUCCCUAGCGCCAGCCCUUCAAUCGACCAGUAUCGCGGCAGCCCCGUCCCUCAACCCGGUAUGCCUGCUCCUAAUCAGAGCCCCUACGCCGCACCGGGAUUUCCGAUGCCGAUGUCCAUGGGAACAGGAGGCUACGGCUACGGAAUGCCCGGUCCGGGGUAUAACGUGCCAGAUGGCGGCAUGAAUGGAGGCGCACCUGGGCGUCGAGGCGGGCGUGUCGGCCGUCAGGGUCGGAACAACACCGCGAGCCCUAGGCCAUAUUGA